This is a messenger RNA of Trypanosoma brucei brucei TREU927, 888 nucleotides long. RefSeq lists its product as hypothetical. NCBI's taxonomy places the organism in Eukaryota, Euglenozoa, Kinetoplastea, Trypanosomatida, Trypanosomatidae. The transcript has a single exon. Bases 1 to 888 code for a protein of 295 amino acids. The record is from RefSeq and is a predicted model, not a curated record.
AUGGCCACAGCUAAAGAACUUGGGCCAGGCGGGCUGCGAGAGGAUGGGAGACCGAUCUUCAUAGCCACGGACCACACCAAAUUUACUCCCUCUACAAAGCAAGAACUUACCGAUCAGCAGAAGCUUGCCUGGAAGUCCUUCCAGCUUUGGCGUACGACACUUGGGAUAGAACGGCGUGACAAUGUGUAUAAGACGCUCACAAAUUCGGAUUACACCAACUUCCGCCUUGGUACCCACAUUUUAGGCACGCCGUACCCUGUCAUAGAAACUGUCCCGGGUUUCUUUGACGUGUUUAAGGCCGUGCGCUGGUAUGAGCACGCCAUUUCCCUAGCUGUUGCUUUGGGGUACGGUUAUUGGAUUCGGUCUAAGGCAUCGACGCGGUAUUCCCGUAUGAUGCCCAUGUCACGGACGUCCAUCACCAUGCUCACUUUCAUUUCAACUGAUUUGUGCUUCUGCUAUAGAAGCAUGUACAGGCUAACUGGCUACCUGCCAAAUGAGUACGAAUGUUUCAAAUACGGGGUUCUGGAGGAUAAAGAUAAACUUCAGCGAAAGAAAGAACUGUGGGAGAAGUACGCGAAUCACAAGAGGGAAUGGUGCCGUCGUUACGAUUACCAUGUCUAUGGUAUCCGACCCGGUGAGACCUUUUCUUUUUUCUCUGCGUGCAUGAUUCCCUCGUGGGAGCCCCGUUAUAAUACACGCACGGACUAUCCACCGAGAAAGAAUCCGUACUUCCUCACAUCCACGCCGCUACGUGACACAUUUCUUGAGUCCCCCUUUACAUAUGAAAUACCAAAGGAUGAAACAGUGCCGCUGGUGCGGGAGCGGCCUGAACUCAAGUAUUUGUACCGUGGGCCUGGGCGCACCACACCGCCGAGUGAUGAAAAGUAG